AUCAAAACCACUACCACAGAGUGAGGGAAAGUGGGCUUCCCAAGAUGGCUGCCGCGCCAGGGUAGCUUGCCUCACCCGCCGCCAACCCCACAACACGGGAGCGCGCGCUCUAGGUAUAUAACUCUGUGGACGGAACACGCGGGAAAGCCGAACAGCUGACUGCCUGAGCUGAGAGGCCGAGGGGGUUUGUUGUCAACGUUGACACGCCCCUCUCUUCUCUUCUCGCCCCUGUCCACACACUGUUACCCUGCCGACGCCGCCUAGCUGUGAGAAUCUAUGGCUGUCUGUCCUGCAUUGGCACUCUACACCUGGUACCAUCAACAUAAGAAGAAAGAUCUGGGUGUGGGGCAGAAAGACUGGCUGCAGUUUCUUCAGGAGCAAGCUAAUCAAAAUGAUCAAAAGGAAUACAAUGCCAAAUCGUCAAUUAAGACCAAAAUAUGCAAAGGAACUGCAAAGGACGAGUGUGUCUUACAGAAAUUACAAGUGGAAGAGGAUUCCCAAGGAGACUUGGGGGACUGUGAGCAGAAGAAGCACCUGCAAGACGAAGGAAAUUCUGUUGAAUCUGUCAUUCCACACCACAGUGUAAAGGUCCAGUCCAGGAGACAAACAGAUGAACAGGAUGAGGUUUGGGACCAGUCCUCCAGCCACAGCCAGGAGACGACAAGAGCCCAGCUUCCCCUCGGGGAGGCACCAACCACGCCAUUGUCGGCCCUUCUCAACACAUCGCUCAGCAGCCCUACUCUUUUGCUGCCUCUUGAUAACAACACUUCUUUGGAAGAGACAGCUUUGUACAGCCCAACACUGCCCUUGUGUGAUGAAACAUUCUCUCCUGCAAAGCGGGGGGAAAGUCCAAGGGACACCAUAAUGGAAAGCCUGGCUGGCAACUUGGAUGGAUCGGAGGUGUCAUGGAGCAGCGCCCUGGCCACACCCACCUCCAAUUCCCUUGGCCAAGUCUUGGAUGGCACCUCCCCCUCCACUCUUGAGCGCCAGACCCUCCAUCCUAGGCAGGGGCUACGUGAAAAUGUGUUAGCUCGUUCACUGUUCAGCCCACAGGCGUCUGGAGCCGCCGGUUCCUCAUCCAGUGGAGAGCUGAGUCCCGGCCUUGGCAUCAUCAGGUGCUUCUCUCCCGUGCCAAGGUUCAGCUGCAGACCUGUGUGCUCUGUGCAGGCACGGAGGCCCAGCUGUGGUGAAGACGCCAAUCCAGGCUGGCUGGAAGCUGGAACGCAGGGAUUCAGAGUAAAUUUCAGUAUUGAAGAGAAUGUUGCUCUUGAAAGAAAUGUAGAGGUCACCCUAAAGGAUAAUCUGGAAAUGAAAACAGUAACUGAAAGUGGUGCACACUCACCUGAUCGACACGUAAACAGUUGUGCUGGGGUUAGGCCAGACCAAACCAGCACACCAGCUCAGCCUCGACCUGUGAGAGCAAGGCACUUAAUACUUGCUGCUCAAUCGCCAGAGUCACCAGGCUUCGUAGAGCCCAUCCCACAUGCCCGAGGGAUUAAGAAAAACGAGAGAGUUCAGGAAACUGAUCCACUUCCAGAUACAAAAGAGAUGGACAAGUUGAAUGAAAAAGUAAUUUAUAGUGAUGGUCUUGCAAAUGACACAUCAGAUGUUGAUGAAUAUUCAUAUGGAUCAGCAGAAGAUCCAUUUGAUAUCAUAUGUUCACCAGUAAGCAAAGUAAAGAAGAAAAGGAAAAAAAAGAUAAGUAACAGUAAACUGACUUCAGGAAAAUCAAACCAGAAACUAGAGAAAAAUAUUGAUGACAACAGUCUUGUUGAGGAAGGCAAUGAGAAAACCAAACAGAAAGCUAUCCCUGGGGGCAUGCUGAGCAGCCACAGUGGGAUGGUUUCAGGUGCCUCUUCCAACAAGAAUCUACACCAAGAUACAGGCGAGGGCACUGAGUAUAACAAGUACAAAAGAGAAUCUUCUUGUAAAGCUAAAAAUAAUAUUGCAGAGGACAUUAACUGUAAGUCAGAAUACUGUAGCAAAGAACAUCCACCUGAAACAACAGAUUGUGAGGCAGUCAAAGGUUUAACCUCAAAGCCUAAUACAAACCUUACCUCUUCUUCUGGAAAGCAUGUUGCUGCAUUGGUUGCUAAGACAGAGACGGGAAAUUCGCUAGAAAAUACCAACAAAGACAAGGAAGACCAUGUAAUGAUUACCCGUGACAGUAGAAAGGAUAUUUUUUCAGCACAAAUCUCAGAACAACAGAAGAGAAAAAGUACAGACACAUUAUCUCUGUAUAAGAACAAGAGAAUCUCAAGGAGAUUUGUGUAUCCAGUUGACCUGAGUAAGCCCCAUGUAGAGUUGAAUGUUUCACACACAAAAACUGGAAGAAAGGGAAAGGGAGGAAGUAAGCCAGCAUCACCAGGCAGGAAAGGGGCCACCUGCAGCUCUCCAACUAACAGAUCAGAUGAAACACGACAAAAUGAGGCAUCCGUGCCACUUGGUCCAGAAACAUCUUGUGGUACCCCAGCCAAUAGAUGUGGGGAUGAAAAGGGAACUGAAACAGCAGAGCCCGGCAGUAAAAGAGUCAUGUGCAGUAGUCCAAACACACCAUUCAAACCAAAGGAGCAACUUGAUGUGAUAGCACACAAGCAGAAGAAAUUCCUUCCUCUUGCCAGUUUAGGUCAAAUUGACACUUCUGAGGCAAGCUUAAGGUCUUCAGUUGAACCAUUAGGGGCUGUUGAGUAUGGAGAAGAGGAAACAUAUUUGGGAAGUGAACAAGCACCCAUCACUAAGAAGGGAAAUGAAGGCAGUGAUCAUGCCCUUCAAGUAGUCCCAGUGGCUCCUAAUGCCAAGGGAAGCAUCAUGGAGGUCACGGGGAAGAUCAGCGCCAGUGGUAGCACAUUAACAGAAAAUAUGGAUGACAAAUACAACUGUACCUCCAAAAAUACGGAAAUUAGUUUCAUGGCAAGCAGUUCUGAUUUGGCCAAUGUUGCUCACUCACUUGUAAUAAAGAACCAAGAGGCGGAGUGCAACACAGACCUCCUACAGCCUCAUGUCCCUCAGAUUGGUGCAGUAGGGAAUCCGGCCACCCAAGGAACUGAGGGAGAAGGGGAGGAGGAGGUCUCUGGUGCACCGAACAACCAGGUGAUCAGUGAUACUUUCAGUGACAUUGACUUUUCUGAUAGUGAUUUUGAUAUUUCUAUUCCAGUAAGAGAGGAGGGUGUUGGAGGCGAUCAUGAAAACAUAAAGGCAAAGGAGGGAAGCAAUCAGUCCUUAGAUGCUGCACCUAAAGAGAAAGUCAGUGGAGAUCUGUUCAGUGAAUGCCACUCAGAUAAAAGUUCAGGUUUUAAGGGAUUCAUAACUGGCAGUGGAAAACAAGUCAAAAUUAGUGAAAAGGCUCUCCUGGAGGCUAGAAAAUUCUUGGAAGAAGAGUUGAAUGAAGAUGGAAGCCUCUCACCUCAUCAGGUUCCACCAGGAGAGAAAGGAGAAGCAAGGCAUUUAAGUGGUAUGCAUAAAACAUCAAACUCUAAUCAGUGUUCUGCAUCAAAAACUGGAUCUUUAAGCUUGGCCUCCGAUCUGUCAGCAGCAAGUAGUGCAGGAGUAGUAGCAGAAGUGUUUGUCACGCCCCACAUAGGCAACAAAUUAAAUGUACUGGAAGUUGCAAAUUCACAAGUUAUUAAAGUAACAAACAUAAAACAUCCACAAACUAAGGAUACAGCAUUCACAGAUGUAUGCGAGAGCUCUAGGAGACAUACCGUGGAUGGUAGCGUUACUCAGUCAGUCUGCUCAAAGCUUAGAGCACAUCUGAUGACACAGCUUCAGAGGCAGAAAGGGAAGGGAAGGAGACCAUAG
This is a messenger RNA of Eriocheir sinensis (Chinese mitten crab), 3798 nucleotides long. RefSeq lists its product as uncharacterized. The record is from RefSeq and is a predicted model, not a curated record. The transcript has 6 exons. Lineage: Eukaryota; Metazoa; Arthropoda; Malacostraca; Decapoda; Varunidae. The coding region runs from base 277 to 3798 and encodes 1173 amino acids.